Moneuplotes crassus is the source of this 413-nucleotide messenger RNA. The record is from the annotation of a GenBank genome assembly. NCBI's taxonomy places the organism in Eukaryota, Ciliophora, Spirotrichea, Euplotida, Euplotidae.
UGAGAAACUUCAAAAAUGGGCGAUACAGUGAUCCAAAUAACAAACCUUCCUGAGAAAAUGAAGGAUGAAUUCGUACAAGCAGCCUUCCUUCCUUUCGGCGAUUGCAUAAUUGAAAUCCCACGAGAGAAGUUCAAGCACAAAGGAUAUGCCCUCGUUCAAUACGAAGAUGAGGAUGAUGCAGACCAUGCUGUGUUUAACAUGAAUAAUUCUGAGUUCUUCGGGAAUAUAAUCAGAGUCACACGUACAAAGAAAAAGCUUCGUCCUCAAGGCAACUCGAAAGUAGACUCCUCAAAACCUUUCUGGAAAGACGAGGAAGAAAAAGAAAUGAACUACGAGGAAAAGGAAGAGCCCAAAAAUGUGCUUGAGUUCAAAGAUGAAGGAGUUUAAACCAUUUUCGCUUCAAAUAUCUUGCU